ACACAAGCCCUCCAGAAUUCCUCACAUCCGGGAAUCUUUUGGUGGUCGGCCAAACAAGGAUCAAUAAAGCCAAUGAUAGACAGGGGGCGUGCCGGCAACGCUGAUUGGUCCAUACAGCAGCAGCGCGGAUGCGCAGGCGCAUUUGCUUUCACCCGGAGGGGGUCGAAAGGGCGACGGAAAAUUGAGCGUCCUCCAUGGCGGCGGCGCUGAGGCGGCUGUUCCACGGACCGGAGGUGGAGCGGGUUCGGCCAGAGCCGGAGCCUCCGCCCACCCCGCCUCCGCCGCCAUGGGGCCAGGAGUGCCGCCGGUGCCCGGAGUGCCACCGCUGCCCACAGCCCCGCUGCUGCAGGGAGAGAACCGCCCGGCUGGUCUCCCAGGAGAAGCCUCCUUAUCUUGGUUAUGGCUCCCAGUACUGGAAUUCAUCUCCUAGAACUCCUUAUUCAAGUCCAUAUCCUGUUGGACCAGACAUUCAAGGCCAGGGAAUUGAUCCGUCCUAUACAAAUGGUGUAUAUGGCACCCCAUACUCAGCUCCUGGAACGAGGCCACCGUAUCCCAAUCUCCCACAAUCAAACACAUACUAUUCCUCAGGGCAUCCUCAUGUCCCUUAUUCCACAGAGUCUCCUAAUGCAUAUAGAUCUCCAUCACCAGCUUCCAACUGGAAUUACCCCCCAGUAGAUUGUCCGGCUGAAGGUUGUAUGGUGAGGAGACAAGUGCCAGGAUAUUCCCCUCAACAGACUCAAAGUUUUCCAGUUCCACCCUAUCCAUAUGGCGAUUGCAAUCACAGCAUUCCACAGCAGAGGCCACUACCACCCCCACAGCCAAGACUUCAAGAUACAGCUUGGCGACCACCUGGUGUUUAUGGAAUACAGCCGCCCUAUGCCUGGCCUCCUGCCCUUCCAGGACAUGAGAAUCGAUAUGUGUCAGAAUCACCUUCACCUUGGCCUGCUGGUGGCAUGCCUGCUCCACAGACUCCACAUAGUAAUGGAAAGGAGUCUUAUAACCAGCUGGAACAAGGAGCUAACCACAGCUGCUAUCCUGAAGUCAGCCACUUGCCUUCUGGGACCAUGAAUGACUACAAACCAGCCCUGCUUGACCCAAAGCCAUCUGUUUCCAACCCCAAAGUACAGUAUAGUGCACAACCCCAGCUGUAUGAUAAUGUACAUAGGAAACAAUCAACAAUUUAUCAUGGACAAGGUUCUAACCCCAGCAUGCAGCCUUCACUAGAGACAUCAGCUGUGGAUCCAGGAAUACAAAAGGUUAUGCAAGUUAUGGAGGGGGUUGAACAGCUGGAGGAAGAAGUGGAUGAAUUUGUAGGGAAAAAGACAGACAAGGACUAUUGGUUGCUAGAGGAAAUGCUAACCAAAAAAUUGUUGGACCUGGACUCUAUAGAGACUGGUGGUCAGGACAAUGUACGCCAGGCAAGAAAAGAGGCUGUUCACAGAAUCCAAGCAACCCUGGAAGAACUGGAAAGGAAGGGGCUUUAAUGUGACUAGCAGUCCAGGAAUGGCCAAAAAUCUUUCUUUUGACCAUCCAAAGCAAUAAGUGAGAAUUUGCAUUUGAUUUUAAAAUAAGUCAUGGUGAGUUCAGAGUGACUAAAUGAAGACAUAAGACCCAAAGUCUUGCUUUGUUGGUCUGCAAGUGAAUGUAAAAGGCUGGAUGAUAUUCAGACCCUGAUGACUUGAAGGUUUUUCUGUAUUAUCCUGUGUGGACAUCUGCAUGUUCUUCUAGCAGCAGGAGGAAAAUUGUUGGGUAAAAGAACAUUGAGAUAGCUGAAUUUGCAUCUCUAAAGAGAUCUUUUGGAACACAAAGGACUUAGAAGAAUGCAAAGACAUUUCAGUUGCAACACAGCUUCAGUUAAGACUUCACCCUUUUUAGUGAUUCCUGUGUAUUACAGCUUCCCUCCUUGUCAUAGAAAUGGUGUGAUAUUUUGUAUCAUUAAGUACAUUUUGUUCAAAUGCAGCCAUACUGAUAAGCCAGUCAGUAGGGUAACCAAAGCCAGUAUAUCACUUAUACUAGUCCUCCCCACUUACCGUGCAGGUGUAAUCCACAGUACUUUUUGUGGAUAAGUAGGAGAAACCCAGAUGAUGCUUUAACUGUUGCUACUUGCAAGUAACAGAUUGUGGUAUUUCUGGGCAGAGGGACAAAUGCACUUAAUUGUGAUGUCACUUCAUACAUUAACGUUAAUAUGUAUUCCUCUUUAAUCUGUGUGGUGCUUCUGUACAAUCAGCUGUGCUGUUUGUAAGGGGACAAAUAAGGUGAUCAUGAAUCUUCAGCUCUUGCCAAACUGGCCCUUGUUCCAUAAGGCAAGAAAAUAGAACUUUGCGAGUUUUAAAAUGUGCACAUUACAAGACUUUGCAGAUAAGAACAGCAUUGGUGUAUAUGAUUGCUAAAAAUAAUAAAUUGGGUAUUAAAGUGUC
Molecule: messenger RNA, 2417 nt
Organism: Pogona vitticeps (central bearded dragon)
Lineage: Eukaryota; Metazoa; Chordata; Lepidosauria; Squamata; Agamidae
Gene: BAG4
Product: BAG cochaperone 4
Biological process (GO): protein stabilization
Cellular component (GO): cytosol; membrane; cytoplasm
Molecular function (GO): protein-folding chaperone binding; adenyl-nucleotide exchange factor activity
Source: RefSeq, a predicted model, not a curated record